CGCAGAUUUAUUCAGAGCGUUCAUUUUAACGCUUGUACUUUGCAGUGCUAGUUUAAGAAACGUUUCGUGUGGAUUUUACUUUAAAAGUCUCAAAACGUAUGUAAUAUAAAAUGGCUGAAAGUUUUGGAUUUCAUAACACCACAGCAUCCCACUGUGACCUCGCAAACAAUACCAACAUAACGUCAAGUGGAAAUGCUUCUUACGGGUUUGGCGGUUAUCAUCCGUCAGUGCUUUGCAAGUACGCGUUUUGCGAGAACAGAGUCGAGAUGAACAUAUUUUCAAUCUGCAAGGAGAUCUAUUACGAGACGUGGCGGCUGGUUGACUCAGAGCGGCAGCUGUCUCUUGCAGUUCCAGCCUUAAGCAAAGUUAUACUCUCCGUUCUACAAGUCGCUAUUUUUAUAAUGUCUCUCUGUGGAAAUUCACUGGUCGUUCUAACGUUUAUAUUCAACAAACACAUGCGUUCCGUUACAAAUGUUUUCAUCCUGUCUCUUGCGGCUAGUGACCUCACAGUAACGUGCACGUGUAUCCCUCUCAACAUCUGCGGUUUGUUGCGUAACGUCUGGAGCUUUGGACAGUUCGGGUGCAAGAUGAUGCCUUGUAUCACGCAGUUCUGUGUUACCUGCAGCACGUUGACGCUGUGCUGCAUUGCGUUUGACAGAUAUUACGCGAUCGUGUAUCCUCUGAAAUUAAAAGUCUGGCAGACGACACAGCGAGCGACAGUUCUACAAGUGGUUGUUUGGGUGACGUCUGCACUUACGUCAAUUCCGUACGCGUUUUUCUACGAAACCACGGAAUUGUCUUCCUGCGCGGAAUUCGGAGCGGAAACCAAGGUUGUCUGCAAAGCGGAGAAUCUUAGAUACUUCCGGGAAGUCAUGGACUCGUGGGUCUCACUUCCGGUACUUUUCAUCGGCCCCUUUAUAUUCAUAACAAUUCUUUACACGAUCAUCUGUUACAAGCUCUGGAUGCAGCGACCCAUCGGGGCGUCAAGGAAAACGUUCGACGGCCGUCUUAAGUUGAAGCAGAAAGCAAUCAAAAUGUUGGUCGUCGUCGUCGUUAUUUUCGCAACGUGCUGGAGUCCGUUGUUGUUGUUUAAUGCGAUCGCGGAACGCAGUCUCAUGAAAGCGAACCAAUUGAACAUGGGCGUCAGACGCUACCUGCAGUGUCUCGCCAUAAGCAGCACGUGCUGGAACCCGCUCGUGUACGCGUUCAUGAACGAGAAAUUCCGGCGCGCGUUCCAGACGCUUAUCACGUGCCGCAAGGGUCGUGUGCAUCCGCUACCUGCACGGAGGAACACGGCAUGUCUGUCCAUUGAGAGCCGUAAGACAACUUCGCAGUUAGAAGCAGUACUUCCGGUAGGGACGGAGGAAAUCUCAGAAACCAAGGCGUGAAAGUACUGUCUGAGUAUAAUGGGAAACACCAUUGACUUAAAAAUAUCUCAUGUACCGGGUAUAUUUCAAAACAGGUUGUUACUUUUAUUUAAGUGAUGAAUUACGAUAUGCUUGUAUAUAUUAUUAUGUGUAAGCUUUUACAAAGCAUUUUCCGUGGAAUAAUUCACUUUAGAGCUUUAACAUGAACUCCCGAUGAAAAAAUGCUGGUUUUUGAGUUGAUAAAUAAUUUAAGAUAUUUCUUUAAUAAACAGUAUGUCAUUUUCGUUAAAUCUGUACUGAUAUAAUGUUAUUUUACACUUUCACGCAAAUAUGUUUUAUAUCCGUGAGCUUUAUAUGAAAAAAACUGCUGUAAAAUUGUAAGAAAGAUGAAGCUUAUAUAUUGAGAUAUUCCAACAUGUUUAAAUUACCAAAUACGAUUUCAACCAUUUAAAAAAAAACAUGAUCAAGAAACGUUUUGAUAAAAGUCGACAUAUUUUUUCCAGAACAAAAUCUUAAUCUUAAUUAAGUGUGUUUUAUUAUAAAAACGAUGUUUAAAAAAAUGUCUUGUUAAAAUUUGUGUUAAUGCUCUAUAUUAAAAUGAUUUUCUUUAUUUUUAAAUCAAAAAAUAAUAUUGUAUGAAGCACACAUGAUCUAAAUCUUCUUUUUGAAAAAUGUAUUUAGUUGUCAGUGUAGGUUUAUUGAAACGCUAAAAAAUAUUAUUGUUUUCUUGAUCCAAUAUCUUAACUUCAAUUUGCCGGUAUUAAAUUCUUUACCGUAGUAAAUGAAUCGACUUUCUAUUCAGGAAAGUGGUUUGUUAAAAGAUCGCUAGGUAUGCAAGAAUUCUCAAUCAUUUAGUUGAUGAACUUUGUGAGAUAAAUAAUUCAAUAUUUCCAUUCGAUGCAAAAUACCAGCAGAUCGUGCUUAAAUGUAAUUGCUAUAAUUUUGUAACCUAAUAUAUAACAUUACGAUAAUAAUCAUGUAGACCUCCGUUUCAAAUUGGUUGCUGGCUUAAUAUCUUCCAACGCAUUUGCUUAACGUGGUAGAAACCACCUCCUUGCAAGUUUUAGCCUCGCGCUAUGAAAACGAGGCUGAAUGAAUGUUUGUAAAUUGUCGUCCGAGAUAAGCCGUGCAGUCCGAAAAGGCUCCUCAGAGACGCCACAUUUCGCCUAGACUGGAUUUUCAUUUAGAAAAAAAAUCCUUCCAAACGAAAAAAAAUCCAUAAAAGAGAAUGUGUCGUUCCUGAUUAACCUGAGCGGAAUGCACAGUCUAAUCUAGGACGACAAGUUACGGACAUGCAUUAAGCCCCGUUUUUUCGGAGCGCGGCUGAACUUGGUCGUGGUUAUCUACACAGAGUGUUGACCGAGUGGUUAUCUACACAGAGUGUUGACCGAGUGGUUAUCUACACAGAGUGUUGACCGACUGAUACGAAUGACGAGUCCCAUCUGUUGAGGAAACUAGUUCACCAGCCGUUGCUGUAGUAAUGGUGUUGGAUCUCAAGUAUUAUUAUGAGAUCAAACAGACAAUCGGACGGUCUUGAAAAUGUAGGUUAAUGCAUAGGUGCGUCUUAUCAAAUACUGCGCGAACAAAGCUUGUUUGUAAACUCCCAUAUUGUUUAUUUUGGACUUUGGUAGAAUACUUGUUAAUUGUCAUACUUGUUUAUUAAAAUUAAAAUGAGUUGAUCUUUUGCCAAUAUUGAAUAACACUGCUUUAUUGCCCUUCGCUUUUAAUGGGCGUGUUGACAAACAU
Dreissena polymorpha is the source of this 3113-nucleotide messenger RNA. Its product is annotated as QRFP-like peptide receptor. Gene Ontology annotation, biological process: G protein-coupled receptor signaling pathway. The record is from RefSeq and is a predicted model, not a curated record. Gene Ontology annotation, molecular function: neuropeptide Y receptor activity. NCBI's taxonomy places the organism in Eukaryota, Metazoa, Mollusca, Bivalvia, Myida, Dreissenidae. The transcript has a single exon. The coding region runs from base 111 to 1388 and encodes 425 amino acids. Gene Ontology annotation, cellular component: membrane.